UUAAUGCGGGGUAUGAGAGUCGUUGUUCCUCACAAGCUGCGGAAAAGGGUGCUGGAGGAACUGCACACUGGCCACCCAGGAAUUGUCCGAAUGAAAGCCAUUGCUCGCAGUUAUGUGUGGUGGCCGGGUCUUGAUGCUGACAUUGAACUGCAAGUGAAAAUGUGUCAGUCAUGUCAACAAAUACAGAAAAUGCCAUCCCAAGCACCCCUCCACCCAUGGGAGUGGCCAAGCAAACCAUGGGAGCGCAUACAUGUAGAUUUUGCUGGGCCGUGUGAGGGUCACAUGUACCUGGUCGUGGUUGACGCACAUUCAAAGUGGCCUGAGGUGCAGUUGAUGACAUCAACGACAGCAGAAAAAACAAUUGGAGUUUUGAGGAACCUCUUCAGUCAUUAUGGUCUGCCUGAAGUUCUUGUGAGCGACAAUGGACCACAAUUUGUCUCUCAGGAGUUUGCAAAUUUCCUGAAGGCCAACCAUGUGAAACAUAUCCGUUCUGCCCCAUAUCAUCCGGCAACUAACGGGCAGGCUGAGAGGUUUGUUCAGUCACUAAAACAAGCACUGAAGGCUUCUAAGGGCUCUUCUACUCUUCAGAAACGGCUGGAAACAUUUUUGCUGACGUACCGCAACACACCACAUCCGACGACAAAAGAGUCCCCUUCCCUGUUGUUUUUGGGACGCCAGUUGCGCACACGUCUUGAUGCCUUAAAACCCAGUGUGACAGCUGCUGUGCGACUCUCACAGACCUCUCAGGUUCUCUGGCGAGCUGGUCGUUCAAAGCAGAGACAGUUUGGAGUAGGUGAUGUUGUGCUGGCUUGUGAUUACAGGGGGAGAGAGAGAUGGACAUCAGGAAUGGUGAUGGCUCAGAGUGGUCCAGUAUCUUAUACUGUGGAUGUAGGUGCUUCUGAGGAAUGGAGGUGUCAUGCUGAUCAACUUUUGUCCAUUCCAAACCAAACAGCUGAAACUCAGUUGACAGAAUUACCUGAUAACAAGAAUGUGUCUGUUCCGGUGCAGACCUCUGUAAAUGCCACUUCAUCUGCACCACCAACAAAGGAACAAGAUGUUAACGGCGACACAUUAACAGAGUCUCAGACAAAGCAUGGCAAACUCGACAUUCCACCAGCGCAGGUCAGACGUUAUCCAGCCAGAGUGAUUAAACCACCCAACCGUCUGACAUUAUAG
Molecule: messenger RNA, 1176 nt
Organism: Sinocyclocheilus anshuiensis
Lineage: Eukaryota; Metazoa; Chordata; Actinopteri; Cypriniformes; Cyprinidae
Exons: 1
Coding region: 4-1176 (390 amino acids)
Biological process (GO): DNA integration
Molecular function (GO): nucleic acid binding
Source: RefSeq, a predicted model, not a curated record